CUAGGGUUUCUUUCGUAUUUAACUUCCUUUUUCUCCUCUAAUGUCUCUCUUACCACAAUUUCGUGCAGCACCCGCCUCCACCCCCAGAGAACACAAGUAAACACAGAUCUUGGGAAAAAAUGGAGAGUGCUGUUGCGGUAGCCGGACAGGAGCCACAGGACAGGGUUCACAGUGAAGUUUUGCUUUUCAAUCGCUGGAGAUACGAUGAAGUUCAGAUCAGUGACAUUUCCGUUGAGGAUUACAUCACUGCAACUGCUGCCAAGCAUCCGACCUUCAUGCCUCACACUGCUGGCAGGUACCAAGCCAAGCGAUUCAGAAAGGCUCAGUGCCCAAUUGUUGAGAGGCUGACCAAUUCACUGAUGAUGCACGGUCGUAACAAUGGAAAGAAAUUGAUGGCUGUCCGUAUUAUUAAGCAUGCUAUGGAAAUUAUUCACUUGCUGACGGACCAGAACCCAAUUCAAGUUAUUGUUGAUGCUGUGAUCAACAGUGGACCAAGAGAAGAUGCAACCAGGAUUGGUUCUGCUGGUGUUGUGAGACGUCAAGCUGUUGAUAUAUCUCCUCUUCGCCGCGUUAAUCAAGCUGUAUAUCUUCUUACAACUGGUGCUAGGGAGAGUGCUUUCAGAAAUAUCAAAACCAUAGCAGAAUGCCUCGCUGAUGAACUCAUCAAUGCUGCCAAAGGGUCUUCUAACAGCUAUGCUAUCAAGAAGAAGGAUGAGAUCGAGAGGGUGGCCAAGGCCAAUCGUUGAGGGAGGAUUAUUAGGGAUUCAAGAGUUAUUUUCAAGACAGUUUUGGUUUCAAAACAAGCUCUUUCAGUAAUGCUAUGUUAUGUGAAGGGAUUGUUACUUCGUUUUCAUAUUGUUUAGCCGUACUUUAUUUAUGCAUAAUGGAUGUUUCGACGAUUUGUAUUUGCUGUGACGGCAGUUUUUGGUUAAAACAAUUUUAAGUUUAUCGUCCUUUCAA
Molecule: messenger RNA, 960 nt
Organism: Olea europaea var. sylvestris
Lineage: Eukaryota; Viridiplantae; Streptophyta; Magnoliopsida; Lamiales; Oleaceae
Product: 40S ribosomal protein S5
Exons: 4
Coding region: 120-746 (208 amino acids)
Biological process (GO): translation; ribosomal small subunit assembly
Cellular component (GO): cytosolic small ribosomal subunit; ribosome
Molecular function (GO): mRNA binding; rRNA binding; structural constituent of ribosome
Source: RefSeq, a predicted model, not a curated record